Otolemur garnettii (small-eared galago) is the source of this 1492-nucleotide messenger RNA. RefSeq names its product mitochondrial ribosomal protein L21 (gene MRPL21). Lineage: Eukaryota; Metazoa; Chordata; Mammalia; Primates; Galagidae. Bases 17 to 673 code for a protein of 218 amino acids. Gene Ontology annotation, molecular function: structural constituent of ribosome. The transcript is spliced from 6 exons. The record is from RefSeq and is a predicted model, not a curated record. Gene Ontology annotation, cellular component: mitochondrial large ribosomal subunit; ribosome.
CCAAGGGUGCGGGAAUAUGGCGGCGGCCUUGGGGGCAUCGGCUUUGACGGUCACCUUUGGGCGGCUGGUGUCCGCGUGUAGCCGCAGCAUCCUGAGACCUUCGGGGCCCGGAGCUGCUUCCCUUCGGUCUGCUGCUCCAAGAUUCAGCUCGCAGAGCACUUCGUUUCCACAAGGAUAUGUUCCUAAAACAUCCUUGAGCUCACCCCCUUGGCCAGAAGUUGUCUUGCCUGACCCCACUGAGGAGACCAGACACCACACAGAGGUCGUCGGGAAGGUGAAUGAGCUCAUUGCCACUGGGCAAUACGGUAGGCUCUUUGCUGUGGUGCAUUUUGCUGGCCACCAGUGGAAGGUGACCUCUGAAGACCUGAUCUUAGUUGAAAAUGGGCCAGAAGCUGCAUGUGGAGAGAGAAUUCGACUGGAGAAGGUCCUACUGGUAGGGGCAGAGAACUUCACGCUGCUCGGCAGGCCACUGCUUGGAAAGGAUCUUGUUCGAGUAGAAGCCACAAUCAUUGAAAAGACAGAAUCAUGGCCAAGAAUCAACAUGAAAUUUAGGAAAAGAAAAAACUUCAGAAGAAAAAAAAGUAAGUUAGAGAAAGCACAGCUGGAAGUGUGCCCUGGGGUACAGGUGUGCAGGGUACAUCCAGGUCAGAGGGCAAGGCGCGGGUGGGGCUGAGGACAGGGAGCCCUAGCAGGACUCAGUCCUGGCCACUCCCCAUGGGACCUCACUCUCCUUGACUGGCCACACGUGACCUGCAUUAUUUCAACCCAUGACACCUGGCACUGCCCCCAAAGCAGCAGGUAAUCCACAAGCAGGUCAGGUGCCACCCUUGCAGAAACCUCCACUAAAAACCAUCCCAUGAUGGGGGCUCCUCAAGGACAGGACCCCACAGGGCCACACACACAAGUGGAUAGCUGCAGCCUCUUGUGUCACAGUGGUUCGUUAUAGCAGCAGUUGCUGCCAUAAACUACCAGUAGUGGUGUAACUAAGUACCCCUGGAACGGUAGCAUCUGCUGUCACCUUGGAAUCAGUUUGGUAGGAGAACCUCUCCUAUAGAUUCUGAUACUUCCAGGUAGCCUCAAGGUAAGGCAGGUGGGCCGUCCACCCCACAUAGUCAGAAGUCACAGUGGAAUCGUGGGUGGGAGAAAGGAGAUGCCGGUGCAGGGCUCUCCAGGCCACAAGACCUCUGGUGUUCCAGCCUCUAUAAACGCUGAUGGAGCAAAGAAGGCCAUCAGCACACACCAUGAAACCAACACGGCUGUGUGGGGCAUGGCACAUAGGCCUGGGGAAGCCUGGGGCCAAGGCAAAGCCUGCAUAGCAGAGCAGGCAACUUCGGGAGCCCUCACUGUAGCUGUGAGCAGGGUUCAGACUCGGUGGUCAAGCCUGCAGCGACAUCUUCUCUAUUCCAGUCAUUGUGACCCCGCAGACCAUCCUCCGGAUAAAUACCAUCGAGGUUGCUCCGUGUUUGUCAUGAUCACUCCGCUAGUAUUUACA